GAUCUUCCAACUUCCUGUCGUCUCCACGCACUUUUCUCCAACCAGAAACAGUGAAAAGCUCAAAAACAUUUCAUAAGCCCCAAGCAACGACCCGUGUACCACCAGAAUACUCAUUACGAACGAAAUGACCGACGAAGUCACGCCGCAGACACAGCCCAGUGCGCCCAAGAAGGAGGAGAAGGUCGGAGAGAAAAAGCCGUUGCCCAACGGCGGUCAAGGGGGUGGGAGAGGUCCGAGGAGGAAUAUGCCACGCUCUGGCUCGACCAGCGGGGGCUCUAACAAUGGUGGUCCGCAGCGUCCCUCGUCUGGCGCGAGUAAUAGACGCAACGCGUCUAACCCGCCGACUGCUGGCGCUGACGCGAAGAAGAGCAGCAACGACAGUACCGGAGACAAGAGGCUCGACAAUCAGCGCUCUAGGCCUCAGGGCAAUGGCAAUGCCCGCGGCGGCAACCGCAAGCCGUCUCAGGGCAACCGCCAGAACAACAGGGACAGCGUGUCUAGGCAGAGUAGCGGCAAGCAGAGCUCCGGCUCUCCCGCGAAUGCUGCUCCUCCCGCCGAGGGAGCAAGCGAUGCGCUCUCUUCCCUGCAGCGUGUCAUCGCUGAUCUCAAGACCACCACCCCUUCCGCACAGUCCGCGAACAUGAACAACCCGAUGAACAUCUCCGCCCCUGUCCCAAUCCCCGCCAGCCAGAGUGGGUCAAACUUGCCCGCCAACGCUCCUGUCUUCCAGCCCGGCGCUGUCGCUUUCCCGGGCAUCGCCGGCAAUGAGGCCCCUAGGCACCGCAAAGCUGCCUCUCUUGGUGCUGGCUCGCUCCCUGGCAACUUCAACUCAUUCUCCCCCAAUCUCGGUUCUAUGCUGGAAGAUGUCGAGGAAGGUCUCGGAGGCGCAUCAUUCGAGGAGGGCGAAAUUCAGGAGGCACUUACUCCCACUGCGGCUCACCAGCGCCGCUCGCUCUCUCAGAGCUUCACCGCUCCUAGGUUUGCCGCGCUUGCUGCGCAGCAGGAGGAUUCCGUCGGCCCUGCUGGCCGCCCUCAGCUCGCGCCGAACUUUAUGUUUGGCAGAAGGCGCCCUAGUACCGCCACGCCUAUGGGACCGCCCAUCAACGAGGAAGAUGUCGGCUUCCAAUUCCCACAGCAGAACCCGCAACAGAAUUUCAAUAUGGAAGCUCAACACGAGCAGAAUCCGCACAGGAGAACCGAGAGCUCCGGCGAAAUCUCAGGUAUUAUGGCCGAACAGAUUGCCAUUCAGACUCAGAUCGAAGCCUUGCAGCAACAACAGCAGGCGCUCUACCAGCAGCAGCUCGCUCAGAACCAAGUCCUGUCCUUCCAGACCGCUGGUCUUGCCCCGCCUCGAGGUGGCGCUCACCGUCGAGUGCACAGCACUCUGCCUGUUGGAAUGGGCAUCAGCGCGGCGUUCGCCGGUCCUCAGUCGGCUAUGGGACAGUUCGGCCAGCUUGGUAAUAUCGGAAUGGGUUUGGAGUCUCAAGGCGCGGGUAUCCCCCGCGGCCACGGCAGGCGUCACAGCGUGAACGUCCUCAAUAAGGCUAGCGGACAGCCGGGUCUGGGAUCCAUGUUCCCGAAUAACUCGGACGGAUUCGACGACGGCUUCGUCCCGCCUGCUGGUUUAGCUGGCUCCCAGCAUGCUCGUUCUGACUCGACCUGGCGCAUCAAUGGCGGCGUCGGCGGUAUGCAGAAUGCACCGUACACCGCGGACCUUGCGCAGGCUCAGGCUCAGCUCCAGAGUCUGCAGCAGUUCCGUGCCGCUGCCGGCGGUCACCACCACAAAAUGCCGUCCUUCAGUUUCCCCAACAUGCUGCCGAAUAUGAUGGCGGCGAACAUGAUGGGUCUCGGCCUCGGUGGCAUGAACAUCCUCCAGCAGCAACACCAGCAGUUCCAGUCGCAAUUGCAGCAGCAGUCUAACCAACCCCAGCGCAAGUCGCUGUUCGCUCCCUACCUCCCCCAGGCUUCUCUGCCCCCGCUCCUUGCGGCAGGCAAGCUUGUCGUCGGUAUCCUACGUGUCAACAAACGUAAUCGCUCGGACGCCUAUGUCGCGACUGAGGUGCUGGACGCCGAUAUCUAUAUCUGUGGUUCAAAGGAUCGUAACCGUGCACUGGAAGGCGACAUCGUAGCUGUCGAACUCCUGGACGUUGACGAAGUCUGGGGAACGAAGAAGGAGAAAGAAGAGAAGAAGAGGAAGAAGGAAGAAAACUCUGCGUACGACCUCAAGGGCACUGCUGUCCGCAAGAACGACAAGAAGAAGGAUGAUGUCGAAGUCGAGGGUCAGGGUCUAAUGCUUUUCGAAGACGAGGAAGUCACCGAUGAGGUCAAGCCUCAAUUCGCCGGUCACGUUGUUGCUGUUGUCGAGCGCAUGCCCGGCCAGCUCUUCUCCGGCACCCUCGGUCUACUCCGUCCUUCGUCGGCGGCUACCAAGGAGAAGCAGGAGGCUGAGCGCCGCGAGCGCGAGGGUGACAAGGGCGACGAGCCUCGCCGUCCGAUCGAGCGUCCCAAAAUCGUCUGGUUCAAGCCGACCGACAAGCGUGUGCCGCUCAUUGCCAUACCGACUGAGCAGGCUCCUCCGGACUUUGUCCAAAACUCGGAGACCUAUGCGAACAAGCUCUUCGUCGCUUGCAUCAAACGCCACCCUAUCAGCUCCCUCCACCCCUUUGGUACUCUGGUCGAAGAGCUUGGUCCCAUCGGAGACAUCGAGGUCGAGACAAGCGCUUUGCUCAAGGACUGCAACUUCCCCACGGAGGACUUCACUGAGAAUGUUCUUAAGUGUUUACCCCCUAUUCCUUGGACCAUCCCUGAAAGGGAGUUCGAGGUUCGCAAGGACCUCCGUGGCGAGCGUAUCUUCACCAUCGACCCUGACAGCGCUAAGGACCUAGACGACGCCUUUUCAAUCAAGGUCAACGACGACGGUACCUACGACGUUAGCGUUCAUGUCGCCGACGUGUCGCACUUCGUCAAACCUAACACUGCUCUUGAUCGCGAUGCUCGCAAGCGUGCUACAAGCGUCUAUCUCAUCCAGCGUUCUGUACCCAUGCUGCCACCCGCAUUGAGCGAACAACUUUGCAGUCUCCUACCCGGCCAGGAACGCUUGGCGUUCUCUGUUAUCUUCACGAUGACCAAGGAAGCAAAGGUCGUUAAGAAGUGGUUUGGCAGGACCAUCGUCAAGUCCGCUGCGAAGCUGAGCUACGGCGAUGCCCAGAACGUCAUCGAUGGCAAACCGAUCGGCGAGGUACCAGUUAUUCCCGAGCACAAUGCUGGCGACAUUGCCCACGAUAUCAAGGUACUCGACGACCUUGCUAAGCAGCUGCGCGAGCGUCGCUUCCAGAACGGUGCGAUCGGCGGCGAGUCAUAUGAUCUCAAGUUCGUGCUAGAUGAGGACGGCAUGCCCACCGACUGUGUCUCUUACGAGCGCACUGAAGCGCACAGUCUUGUUGAGGAGUUCAUGUUGGCAACGAAUAUCGCUGUAGCUCAGCAGAUUGCUGUCCACUUCCCCGAGCAAGCACUCCUUCGCCGCCAUGACAACCCCCUGGAGCGUCGUCUCAACGCCUUCGCCGACCGUGCGGAACGUCUAGGCUACGGGAUGGACACCUCGUCCUCUGGUGCUCUUAUGCGCUCUUUGAAUGCGAUCACCGAUCCUGCCAUUCGCCGUAUCGUAGAAAUCUUGCUUCAGAAGUCCACCCAGCGUGCGAAGUACUUCUGCGCGGGCAUGCUCGACAUAGCGAAGUACGGUCACUACUCACUCAACGUCCCGUUAUACACACACUUCACCUCCCCAAUUCGUCGUUACGCCGAUGUUCUGGUUCACCGUCAGCUCGAUUCGAUCCUGCAGGUCGGCACUCCCGGUGAGGCUCCCAAGUUUACGAUGGACCGCGACGCUGUUGCCAAGGUCGCUCAGCAAUGCAACAUCAAGCAGGACUCCGCUCGUCUUGCUCAAGAGCAAUCUACUCACUUGUUCCUUUGCAUCCUUAUUCACGACCUCACCCAACGCUAUGGUCCUGUCAUCCGUCAGGCCAAGGUCGUUGGCGUCCUCGAUGCUGCGUUUGACGUCUAUGUCCCCGAGUUCAGUAUUGAGAAGCGGGUGCACGUCGACCAAAUGCCCAUUGAUAACCAUGUCUACGACGAGCACAAGCACACCCUCCAGAUCUACUGGUCUGAGCGUGAUGUUAUCACCUGGCUCGCAGAGAACAGCGACGACGAGCACCUCAAGAAAGUCAAACAGAACGCCGAACAACAUGCUCUCAAGAUGGAGGUCGCCUCUCGCUCCGUCAACGACGAGCAGGCUCUGUUCGAUGAGGAUGAUCAGGACGAGAUCGUUUUUGAGCGUCCUGGCGAACCGGAGACCGUCGAAACCUCUAAGCAGAGGCUGUUCUCCAAGGCCAAGGUACAACCCGUCUUCGAGGCCCUCAAGGUUACCCCUGCUGGUCACAAGAUCCAGGAGAUCCGGGAGAUGCAGACCGUACCAGUCAUCGUCACUGCUGACCUUACCAAGAGUCCGCCGGUCAUCAAGGUCUACAGCGUUAACCCAUACGCUGCUGAGCAGAAGUGAAAUAUCCGCAUGGCCAAACCCACUCGCCGACUGGAACAGUUUUUUCAGGGAUGGAUUUUGGAUGAAUGAAGUCAAUGGUUACCGUUUUUCUCUUCCUUUCACCACUUAAGCGUUUUCAAAAGCAGCUCUCGCUAUCAGUAAUUGCUUCGCCUUCCAUUUGCUCAUGACCCGAGCCUGCUACGACUAGCAUGAUGUCUUCUACGCACUUACUCAUGUGUCUUUCAUGCACGUGUAAUUCUAAUAAACGUUCGUACCUUACUACACCAAUGGAGCUUGUACAUG
Molecule: messenger RNA, 4837 nt
Organism: Phanerochaete carnosa HHB-10118-sp
Lineage: Eukaryota; Fungi; Basidiomycota; Agaricomycetes; Polyporales; Phanerochaetaceae
Exons: 11
Coding region: 125-4555 (1476 amino acids)
Cellular component (GO): exosome (RNase complex); P-body
Molecular function (GO): RNA binding; 3'-5'-RNA exonuclease activity
Source: RefSeq, a predicted model, not a curated record